Molecule: messenger RNA, 273 nt
Organism: Nerophis lumbriciformis (worm pipefish)
Lineage: Eukaryota; Metazoa; Chordata; Actinopteri; Syngnathiformes; Syngnathidae
Source: RefSeq, a predicted model, not a curated record
AUGGUGUUCGAACGAAAAAUGCUGACCUACGGCGACCCCGAAGAUGAGGAGGAAGAGGAAGAAGAAGCAGACUUGGUGGACCCCUUAGAAACAAUCCGUGCCAAGUGUGAGGAGACUGAACACUGCGUGCACUACAAGGAGCGUCUAGAGCUGUGCGAGACCCGUGUCAACUCCAAAUCCAACACGACAGAAGAGUGCACAGAAGAGCUUUUUGACUUUCUGCAUGCGCGUGACCACUGUGUAUCACACAAGCUGUUCCACAACGUGAAAUGA